Nilaparvata lugens (brown planthopper) is the source of this 2644-nucleotide messenger RNA. Its product is annotated as ATP-dependent DNA helicase PIF1-like. Gene Ontology annotation, molecular function: DNA helicase activity. Bases 1 to 2628 code for a protein of 875 amino acids. NCBI's taxonomy places the organism in Eukaryota, Metazoa, Arthropoda, Insecta, Hemiptera, Delphacidae. The transcript has a single exon. Gene Ontology annotation, biological process: DNA repair; telomere maintenance. The record is from RefSeq and is a predicted model, not a curated record.
AUGGUAGAUGGGAAAUGCUCUAAGCAAUAUCCUCGAGCAUUUACAGCAAACACAGUAACAGGCGACGAUGGAUAUCCUCGGUAUAGAAGACGAUCAACUGAAGAUGGUGGAAAUUCGGCAACUAUACACAUGCGAAAUGGUGAUAUUGAUGUAGACAACCGUUGGGUGGUUCCAUAUUCUCCUUUACUGUCAAAAACAUACCAAGCCCACAUAAACGUAGAAUAUUGCAAUUCUGUGAAAUCGAUUAAAUAUAUCUGUAAAUAUGUAAAUAAAGGCAGCGAUAUGGCAGUUUUUAGUGUGCAAUCUGAUAAUUGUGACAAUAAUGCAGUACGAGAUAUUGAUGAAAUUGCUCAAUACCAGGCUGGAAGAUACAUAAGCAGCAAUGAGGCUGCAUGGCGAAUUUUUUCAUUUCCCAUGCAUGAACGCAAUCCAGCUGUGGUUCACUUGGCAGUACAUUUAGAAAAUGGACAGCGUGUUUAUUUCACAGAUGCAAAUGUGCAAGAAAGAGCCCUUAAUCCACCUGGUACAACUCUGACUGCUUUUUUCACCUUAUGCCAGGAAGACGCUUUUGCCAGAACACUAAUGUAUUCAGAAGUUCCCUCUUACUACACGUGGAAUGUAACUAGAAAAGUAUUUGUACGGCGCAAACGAGGGGAGCCAGUCAACGGUCACCCUGGCAUUUUCAAAGAAAAUACAAUUGGUAGACUUUAUACAGUGCAUCCCAAUCAAGAUGAAUGUUUUUACCUUCGCAUGCUAUUGGUAAAUGUGCCUGGUCCUACAUCUUUCCAGCAAUUAAAAAUAGUUGACGGCGUCACACAUGCCACUUUUCGCGCUACGUGUCAAGCUCUGAAUUUAUUAGAAAAUGACCAACAGUGGAACAUAUGCAUCAAUGACGCGUGCAACACUGCACAUCCAAACCAAAUUCGCGCAUUAUUUGCGAUUAUAUUGACCGCUUGCUUUCCUUCAUCUCCCACAGAGUUAUGGGAAAGAUAUCGUUCGCAUAUGGCUGAAGAUAUUUUGCAUAGAGUACGCCUUGAAAAUGCCAAUAUGACCUUAGAAUUUACAGAAGCCAUUUACAACGAAGCAUUGAUAAAUAUUGAGGACAAGUGCUUAGCUAUUGCAAAUAAAGUUCUUAGUCAAUUAGGAAUGCCAGCACCAACCCGAACUGCGACUGCUGCAUUUGAUGUAGAUUUACGCCGUGAACAGAGUUACAACAUUAAUGAUCUUCAGGCAUAUGUCCAAUCGAACAUUCCCAAAUUAACGUGGGAACAGAAAGGCAUUUAUGAUCGCAUAAUGCAAAUGAUAAAUGACGGAGUUGGGGGGACCUUCUUCUUGGAUGCGCCAGGAGGAACUGGGAAAACAUUCCUCAUUAGAUUGAUUCUAGCAACGGUUCGAUCAAAAAGUGAUAUAGCCUUAGCUCUUGCUUCGUCUGGAAUAGCUGCAACAUUGUUACCAGGUGGAAGAACUGCGCAUUCAGCUCUAAAGUUGCCAUUAAACAUGCAAAUCAUUGAGACUCCUACGUGCAAUAUUUCUAAAGCAUCCGGUAUGGGAAAAGUAUUACAAAAAUGUAAACUAAUUGUUUGGGAUGAAUGCACAAUGGCACAUAAAAAAUCGCUCGAAGCUCUUGAUCGAUCAUUACGAGACUUGCGUGGAAACGUUCAACCAUUCGGGAAUGCAUUGAUAUUGCUCGCAGGAGAUUUUAGGCAAACAUUGCCUGUAAUUUCUCGAUCGACACCAGCAGACGAAAUUAAUGCUUGCCUGAAAUAUUCAACACUAUGGCGGCACGUACAUACAUUGGAGUUGACUACGAAUAUGCGUGUCCAGUUGCAGAAUGAUCCAUCAGCUGAGGUAUUCUCACGACAGUUACUGGAAAUUGGAAACGGUCAGCUGCCAGUCGAUGAGACGUCUAGACAAAUAUCACUUCCCGAUAAUUUUUGUAAUUUAGUUACAUCAAAAGAAGAACUGAUCGAAAAAGUAUUUCCUGACAUUCAGAUAAAUCAUAGAAAUCAUGAUUGGCUCAGUGAACGAGCUAUCCUUGCCGCAAAGAAUAAAGAUGUCUAUCAACUUAAUAAUGUUAUACAAUCCAGUAUUCAAAGUGAUGAAACUACAUAUAAGUCGAUAGACACUGUUGUGGAAGCUGAUGAAGUAGUUAAUUAUCCAACAGAAUUUCUAAACUCACUUGAUCUGCCAGGGAUACCACCACACAUAUUGAAAUUGAAAGUAGGUGUGCCAAUUAUCCUCUUGCGGAAUAUUAAUCAGCCAAAACUCUGCAACGGCACGCGACUUGCAGUUAAGAGAUUAAUGAAUAAUGUAGUGGAAGCAACGAUUUUAACAGGGCCUUUCAAAGGUGAAGAUGUCCUCAUUCCUCGAAUACCCACGAUCCCGACCGAUACACCAUUUCAAUUUAAAAGAUUGCAAUUCCCAAUUCGAUUGGCAUUUGCAAUCACAAUCAACAAAGCUCAAGGUCAAUCUUUAGAAUUGUGUGGUCUAGAUUUAGAUGUGGAUUGCUUUUCACAUGGACAACUGUAUGUUGCGUGUUCCCGAGUCGGCAAACCAGAUAGUCUUUAUAUUUACGCAGACAGUGGAAAAACAAAAAAUAUUGUAUAUAAACAAGUAUUGCAAAAUUAAACUUAUAUGAAAUGUA